AAAAUGGACCCGCCCCCACGUCCCUCUUUCACUUUUAGUUAGCGAGCUAGUCCGAAGCCUUGGGAUUGUAAUGGGGCUCGGGGGAGGGGGAAGCAAGUGAGCGAAUUAGGCUUGGAGCGCAGUCACCCUCGCCUUGGUGUACCUUCCCCGGGCCUAGCUGAGUCUAUUGGUCGGUCCCGCCCACUGAUCCGUUGAAUGGAGCUCGCGCGGUGAUGUCACGCGGCCGGAAGCGGAGCCGCCGAAUGGAGCUUUGUAGACAUCAUUCCAGCGAGUGAAGCAUAGAGAAUGGAUGCUCUCCGUAGAAAGGUGUUUCGGGGUAGACACGCUGCUGCUUCAGAAACCGUCAGACUUAGGAAGAGAAAGUCAACAUUGUACAGUAAAGAGCGCUGCAACGCAGAACGAGGUGCAGGUGCAGGAUUAUUUGGUCCGGACUCGUAUUUAAUUAUGUUCAGUGUCGUUUUAAGGAUAGUGAACUGCUUUCUGGUCCAAACGAGUUUCGUUCCUGAUGAGUAUUGGCAGUCACUGGAAGUUGCACACAAUAUGGUCUUCAAAUAUGGUUAUUUAACCUGGGAAUGGAAACAGAAACUUCGAGGCUACGUGUAUCCAUUGUUCUUCGCAAGCUUUUUUAAAUUGUUACAAAUCUUCAAGAAGGAUACAGUUCAACUCCUGAUCUGGGUUCCGCGACUAGUCCAGUCCAUCCUUGCAGCACUGGCAGAUGUAAAAUUGUAUUCAAUUAUGAAGAAGCACGAGAGCACAGAAAUUGCUAAAUGGGUGUUCUUUUCACAGAUGUGUUCCUGGUUCACCUGGUAUUGUAGCACCCGGACAAUUACAAAUAGUAUGGAAGCUGUUCUAACCGUCUUUACGCUUUAUUACUACCCUUUUCAGGGUACAAAGACUGGGAAUAGUUCAAAGUAUCUGGCUCUGACUGCUUUUGCGAUCGUUGUGCGUCCUACUGCUGUUAUCCUUUGGCUACCGCUGCUAUUUUUUCAUUUCUGGCAGGAGCUGAAGAAACUGGAUCUAUUUUUGUACAGAUGUCUACCAGUUGGAUGCUUAACGCUUGGAAUUUCUCUGACAAUUGACCGAAUAUUUUAUGGCGAGUGGGUUAUGGUUCAAUGGAAUUUCCUCAAAUUUAAUGUGAUUCAGAACAUGGGAUCAUUCUACGGCUCACACCCUUGGCACUGGUACUUCACUCAGGGAUUUCCUGUUAUCAUGGGAACUCAUUUUCCCUUCUUCAUUCAUGGAUGUCUUUUGGUGCCCAAGAAGUACAGAGUUUUGCUAAUAGCGGUGACAUGGACCCUCGUGGUGUAUAGUUUCUUAAGUCAUAAGGAAUUCAGGUUUAUUUAUCCAGUAAUGCCUUUCUGCAUGUUGUUUUGCGGCUACUCAUUGGCUAAUUUGAAAACGUGGAAGAAGCCAGCAGUCUGUUUUCUGUUAUUUUCAAAUAUGUCUCUAGUUUUGUAUACUGGAUUAAUUCACCAGCGUGGAACACUGGAUGUAAUGCAGCAUGUUCAACAGCUCUGUAAGGACAUGUUGCCAGAGAAAGAUGAGCCCUCCUUAUUCUUUUUGAUGCCCUGUCAUUCAACACCAUUUUACAGCCAUGUUCAUUGCCCAAUAAAAAUGAAGUUUCUGGAAUGUCCUCCAGAUCUGACUGGAAACAAUAGUUAUAUUGAUGAAGCGGAUUUGUUUUUUGAGGAGCCACUUAAGUGGUUGAACAUACGAUUUUCUGGUCAAGCUUCACUUCCCACUCACUUAGUAUUUUAUAAUGCAAUAGAACAGAAAAUAGAACCAUUUCUGAUGAGCAGGGGCUAUGUGAAAACUGCAGUAUAUUUUCACACUCAUCUGCCAGAUGGUCGAAUAGGAAGUCAUGUUCACGUAUACGAAAGGAAGAUGUUGGAUGAUAGAUGACAAUUUUUAUGUUUUAAACCUUAUUGUAAAUAUUUCUACUAUCAACUUUUGUUAUAAAUAUUCCUUCUGUCCAAAAUUUAUGCCUUCUCUGUUUCUGAAUAACUGAGUUGAUGUAGCAUGGUAUCUGUGCAACUAUCCAAUGGGAAGUGCCCUUUUAAAUUGAUAAAAAUGUAUUCUCCAAAUGAAGUUGAGACUGAAACAUAGCCCUGCACUGUGAUGUCUAUUAAUAAAGUGCAUUUUGGGAAAUUUUAACUUUUCAAAAUCAUGUCGAUUGAAGCAGAAUAUUUUUGGCCGGUGAUAAAAUGCUCAAAUUAAGUGAACUCAGGAAUUGCUUAUUAAUACCAGUCCUGUUCCUGUGAAGUUGGUCGGGGCGGAGGGGGGAUAUAGGAUCUGAUAUGACAAAUGAUUCCCAUGUUGGUGACCCUGGCAUCUUCCAGGAGCUUUAUGAUCUUUAGAAAUGAUUGGUACCAUAGAAGAUUAAAGCCUUCUGCAAUAUGUCACCCUGUUUUGGUCAGUUGACUGAAACAAAGUUUCUCUUUGAAUUUAAAAUGUAUAAGCAGAUGCUUGUCAUACCACAUGGAUUCUCUUUAGCUAUGUUGCAUUUUCAUGCUAAUUAAAAGAUUCCCUUUGUCAUCUGUA
Molecule: messenger RNA, 2541 nt
Organism: Stegostoma tigrinum
Lineage: Eukaryota; Metazoa; Chordata; Chondrichthyes; Orectolobiformes; Stegostomatidae
Gene: pigb
Product: phosphatidylinositol glycan anchor biosynthesis, class B
Exons: 12
Coding region: 286-1902 (538 amino acids)
Biological process (GO): GPI anchor biosynthetic process
Cellular component (GO): endoplasmic reticulum membrane
Molecular function (GO): alpha-1,2-mannosyltransferase activity
Source: RefSeq, a predicted model, not a curated record